This is a messenger RNA of Danio rerio (zebrafish), 1938 nucleotides long. RefSeq names its product carboxypeptidase M (gene cpm). Lineage: Eukaryota; Metazoa; Chordata; Actinopteri; Cypriniformes; Danionidae. The record is from RefSeq and is marked provisional. Gene Ontology annotation, molecular function: zinc ion binding; metallocarboxypeptidase activity. Gene Ontology annotation, biological process: proteolysis.
ACAGUCAGUAGAAGUCACUGCGCAAUGGAAGACACCGUCAUUUUAUCAAUGACACGGGCAGGACGACGACCUAAGAACCGUAUUCCCAUAUGAGCUGUUAUAAUGACAGCGGAGUAAGCAAACAGACGAGAGAAGCUGUCAAACUGUCGGAGAAAAAGCGGAGAAAAACGCCAGAGGUUUUCUCCAUUGUGUCACUCCCAGGAUGUUGGUCUUCAUGUUCUGCCUGUUGUUUUGCUCCUCCACGGACGCUCUGGAGUUUCGCUAUCACAACACCGUCCAAAUGGAGCAGUACCUGAAAGACGUCAACAAGAUGUAUCCUCACAUCACACACCUCCACAGCAUCGGCCAGUCUGUUGAAGGAAGAGAGCUGUGGGUCUUGAUACUGGGUCAACAUCCUAGAGAACACCGAACGGGCAUCCCAGAAUUCAAAUAUGUGGGCAACAUCCAUGGAAACGAGGUUGUAGGGCGCGUGUUACUGCUUCAGCUGGUGAAUUAUCUGACCAGUCAUUAUGGGAGCGAUUCAGUGGUGACCCGUUUGUUGGACAGCAGUCGCGUGCAUAUCCUGCCCUCCAUGAACCCGGACGGCUUCGAGUCCUCCAAACCAGACUGCAUUUAUACAGUAGGCCGGUACAAUAAGAACGGAGUGGACCUGAACCGCAAUUUUCCAGACGCUUUUGAGGAGAGUAACGAGCAGAAGAGGGAGUCUGAGGUGCGAGCGGUGAUGGAGUGGCUGAAGAGUGAGACGUUUGUGCUAUCUGCUAAUCUGCACGGAGGAGCACUGGUGGCCAGCUAUCCAUACGACAACAGCAACGGAGGAAGCGAGCAGCAGGGUUACAGGAGCGUGAGCCCUGAUGAUGAUGUGUUUGUCCACCUGGCGAAGACGUACUCCUACAACCACACGGAGAUGUACAGAGGAAACCACUGCAGUGACCUGCAGAGCUUCAGCAGCGGCAUCACCAACGGCUAUCAGUGGUAUCCUCUGCAGGGAGGAAUGCAGGACUACAACUAUGUGUGGGCUCAGUGUUUAGAGCUGACCCUGGAGAUCUCAUGCUGCAAGUUUCCUCCAGAGGAGCAGCUUCCUGCACUAUGGGAGGCCAACAGAGCUGCAUUGUUGGCCUACAUGCAGCAAGUCCAUCUAGGACUGAAAGGUGUGGUGAUGGAUUCUUCGGGCCAGAUAAUUCCUCAUGCUGUAGUGGAAGUGCUGGGAAGAAACAACCUUUGUGCCUUUCAAAGUGAUGUCAAUGGAGAGUAUUUCAGAUUGUUGUUGCCUGGAAAGUACAUGUUGAAAGUGACGGCUCCAGGAUUCAAGACUGUCAUUCAAAAUGUUGAAGUGCCCUAUGGUCCAGACCGCUUCUCUGCCCUCACACACAACUUUAUCCUCCAGCACAGUGACAGCAACUCAGAUUCCAGCACACCAGCUCACUCCUCCUGCAGCAGUUGUGAAUCGCCUGUAAAAGACACACACAACAGUGCCACCCAGCUGAAUAACACGCUCACUGCACUGCUCCUACAAACACUACUGCUGAUCAUGAUGAUGAACUGAAACAAACAGAUCUGCUCAUGUUUGCACUAUUCUGUUUUUUUUUUUUCAUUUCGCAUAAUAAACACCAGGACAUACUUACCAUUGUUAUGAUGAUGAUGAUGAUGAUGAACAGGAGGAAGCACACAAAUGGCUACAACUGCAAGGAAACAAAGACAAAAAAACAUUUCAGAUUGACAUUUGCCUUCAUUCAGCACAACAGUAACAAACAACAUUUGAUUUAGACUCCAUGACUUUUCCUAUCAGGCUAAUGACCUUUGUGGAUAUUAACAUUGUUCAUUUGCAGCUGUUUAACAUGAAGAGUGCAAAACACCAAAACAAGCUUUUCUACCUCACUUACUUUAUAAUAUUAAUUAACAAAACUAGCAGUGCCUUUAAUAAACAGCAUUUUCCUAUCA